AAUAGAAAAAGGAUGCUCCUUUUGUGCGUUUUGGCGAGUUUGUGUACGAGUAAGCUUUCCUGGUGAUGUGAUUACUACUCAUUAGGGAAGAAUGCCACUAUGUCAGUUUUUCUUGAAAGAUGUCACCAUUUUCAGUUGAAUUGGGGAACAGACGGAUUGUGUAUGAACUGAUUAGCUACGAGGUUGUAGGAAACAAAUAAUAUGAUCUCUUCUUUUAUGCGUGUUUGUGACUUUGUGUGGCAUGGAAAACAUGUAGGACGAACUUCUUUUUUCUCUCUCUAAACUAGAGGUUGCUACUGCUAGGACUGUGAUUGAGGGAUAUCAUGGAUGGCCGAUAUAUGUAUGUCGAUAUGUCUAAUCGGAAUUUAGUUUCAGAAGAAAUUUCACAAAUGUGGAAAAUAGUUCAUUCAUACCUCCAUUUUUCUACAGCCAUGUCGAUGCCAGAUGAGUUUGUGAUAUUUCCUGCAGAAGGAAAGAUUUCCAAUGGACCUGAGGGCGCACUAGUGAGUCCUGAUUGCCCGUUUCUCGUCAGCCGGCUGCCAGAUCCGCUCAACAAGUCGUUCGAGCAAGUGCGGCGCUGGAUAAUGCAGAUGUUCCAGUUGAAGGAUGAGAUGCAUGAGAUCACUCUACAGCACAUUCUGUAUGUGAGGAACAAUCCCUUGGCUCCUCCUUCCACCGUGCUGAUUGAUAUCAUAGGGGACGAUUCCUGGAAGGCAUUCCUGAACGUGGCAUGGCGCCAUGUUGGAGUUUUCAGACUGUUUGUCAAGUGGAGUGCCAAGAAAACAGCCUCUCUUUCCAAGGCAGUCGCCAGCAAUGCCACACCGGUCGCAGAUGAAGACCCUGCAGUGACAGAUGAAUCUGAUGAUGAUGGAAGCUGGCCAACUUGCAAGCAUGAUAAACCUUGCACCAUCGAAACUUCAUGGGACCGUCAAGAUCCGGGGCGAAGGUUCUACCGCUGCCCUCUCUUUAUGGAUCCGAAACAGGACUGUGGGUUCACCCAAUGGCUGGACAAGAAGUUCCCUGAGAAAGCGACCGAGCACAUGAACUACCUCACCGACAAGGUUGAUUCACUUGAGCAGCAGGUCGGCAACCUCAAGUGUGAGCUCGAGGAACUUCGUCGCCGCCACCAGAAAACAUCGAUUGGAGAAGCUGCUGUCAGUCAUGGAGACAAGUGCCCCUGUGGCAAGAUCCCUUGCGGCGUGGCUUGUUGCAACCAGGAUGAAAAGCCGCGCCCAAGCCAGAUUCGUAGAUUGGCUAAGGCCAAUUAGCGCUCAAUAUGUCAAGUGGUUUGUGAUCCAGGCUAGUUUCAUUUUGGGAGGAAGAUCUUUUGUCCAUUUUCUGGUUCAGUCAUCAGCAACCAUCAUGGCCUGGAAAUGUGAUCAGUGGUCUAGCCAUCUAUGUAGUUUUAUCUGUUAGCUAUCGUGGAACUCCUUUGUCGCUGAAUGCAGAUAGAAUACGAUCAUCCUGAAACUAUGGUUUAUGUAACGUGCACUGCUUAAAUAGUUUGACCAAGGCAUUUUUGCA
Messenger RNA from Hordeum vulgare subsp. vulgare (domesticated barley), 1524 nucleotides. RefSeq lists its product as uncharacterized. The record is from RefSeq and is a predicted model, not a curated record. Gene Ontology annotation, molecular function: zinc ion binding. The transcript has 2 exons. NCBI's taxonomy places the organism in Eukaryota, Viridiplantae, Streptophyta, Magnoliopsida, Poales, Poaceae. Bases 324 to 1268 code for a protein of 314 amino acids.